AGUCGGGGAUCUUUAAUCCUCUGCCGCAGCAGCACAGCCGGUAACCAGAGGAGGGGGUAGCACGGCCGGACGGGAAUGGACCUCACAGGCUAGGCUAGCCUGCUACAAGGCCUUCACAGCUCGGUCUUUACGUACAUGAUAAUAUCACGGAGGAAAACCGAGAAUAGGACCGGAACGAGCCGACUCAGUGUAGGCCAGACCCCCUCCUCUAUCUGCCUGUAGCCGACAGCCUAUUCACACACAGACAGACAGACAGACAGACAGACAGACGCAAGCCUGUUCAUGAGGCUACACUUCUGAAACGCUGCUUUAAAUAUCCUAACAGACGUACAGUUCGGUAGCUCUGAGCCGACGGACGGAGCCUUCGACUAGUCUGGUCCGGUUUCCUGCGUCCCGGUUCGCCCUUCAGCCGCGUCCCCGCUGUCUCUGUCAGCUGCUGCGCAUCAGCAAAACAUGCAGGAUGAGCCUGUGGGGGUGACAACCACGCAAUUACCCCCGUCAACCGAGGAAAAGGACAGUGAAGGCAACACGAUCAGUAAAACCGGGAACCGACCGAACCACACCGACACCCACGACGGUCAGCUGUGCGCACUGACGCCCGUGUUUAACCUUCCCAACCACAGGACUAGUUUCCACCGAGAUCAGUUCUGCCCGACGCAGUCUAUCAGUGACCUUCAGCACAGCAGAAAAAUACAUCAGCAAUUAGGUCAGCACCCACAUUUCAGCCCCCCAGAGUCGAACCGGACCGAGGGACCGUUCAGCCCCUUCCCCAGCGCCGCCGACCCCUGCGACUCUUCCCUGGAAGAGACUGAAGCAGAUGCUGCGUCGCCAUCGCCCACUUCCGUAAAACCAAACAAGAUCCAAAUGGACUCCCCCAUCGUCCACCAUAAUGGCAGCAGCAGUACCGGCAACAUGUUGUCCGGAGGUCUUGGUGCCGCUUUCCCGAACCUCCCGGCCCAGGAGAUGCAGAGCGCCAGCGGCGGCUCGUGUUCACCUUCACUCCCCGGGUUCGGCACCCCCUGGUCGGUCCAAACUAGCUCGUCGCCCCCUCCCGCACCCAACUCCAUCAAUCCCACCCACCCCAACGCCAUUAACCAGAUCCCCAAUACGGACUCUGACAACAGCUUCUACCCAGGUAUCCCCUCCUCCAUCAACCCGGCCUUCUUCCAGAGUUUUUCGCCGGUGUCAGCUAAUCCGUGCGCCGGGAUUAAUGUGCAGGGCUUCAGCGGUCCGUUCUCACCCCAGAUAAACGUCCCUCAGCAGCCUCAGAGUCGCAGGUCCCCAGUCAGUCCUCAAAUGCAUCCUCAGCAGGGUGCCUUCCUCCAGCAGAGAAACAACUACAACCAACAUCAGCCUAUGGUGAAGCCAUCUCCCUGGAGCAGUCACCAGGGGAACGGCUGGGGCUCCGGUGGGAUGUCCUGGGGUCGAGACCACCGCAGAGGGAGUGGCAUGGGAGUACCUGGCUCAGUCAGUCAUGUCUCACCCCUCAAGAAGCCCUUCUCAAGCAACGUCAUCGCUCCACCUAAGUUCCCACGCUCUGGCGGAUCACUGGGGCCUAAGUCCUGGAUAGAGGAGAACAUGUUUCGCACAGACAGCAACAGCAACACCUUGUUGCCUCUGCAGGACCGCUCCAGAAUGUACGACAGUCUGAACAUGCACUCCCUGGAGAGUUCUCUGAUCGACAUCAUGAGAGCCGAGCAGGAUCCGAUGAAAGGCCGUGUGGGAUGCCCUAACCCCGGGGCUGACGGCCUACUCAUGCUCAAUGCCAGGAGCUUUGGGAGACGUCGAGGGCGUUCCUCCCUUUUCCCUAUUGAUGACAAUCUCCUCGAUGAUGGCCACGGCAACCAGGGUGUUCCAGGAGUGCUCGGCUCCCCCAACUGUUACCCCCACCAGAACGGAGAACGCAUCGAGCGCUUCUCUCGUAAAGUGUUUGUGGGAGGUUUACCCCCUGACAUAGAUGAAGAUGAAAUAACCUCAAGCUUUCGUCGAUUUGGUCACCUGGUGGUGGACUGGCCACACAAAGCAGAGAGUAAAUCCUACUUUCCGCCUAAAGGAUACGCAUUCCUGCUGUUUCAGGAGGAGAGCUCGGUGCAGGCUCUGAUUGAAGCCUGCAUGGAGGAAGAUGGCAAACUCUACCUGUGUGUCUCCAGCCCCACCAUCAAAGAUAAGCCUGUGCAGAUUCGACCUUGGAACCUUAGCGACAGUGAUUUUGUCAUGGAUGGGUCUCAGCCCCUUGACCCCCGCAAGACCAUCUUUGUGGGAGGUGUCCCCCGUCCUCUGAGAGCAAUUGAGCUGGCCAUGAUCAUGGAUCGUCUCUAUGGUGGAGUCUGUUACGCAGGAAUUGAUACCGAUCCGGAGCUCAAGUACCCCAAGGGGGCGGGGCGAGUGGCGUUCUCCAAUCAGCAGAGCUACAUCGCCGCCAUCAGCGCCAGAUUCGUCCAGCUGCAGCAUGGAGACAUUGACAAACGGGUGGAAGUGAAGCCCUACGUCCUGGAUGAUCAGCUGUGUGAUGAGUGCCAGGGUGCACGCUGUGGAGGGAAAUUUGCUCCCUUUUUCUGCGCUAACGUUACCUGUCUGCAGUACUACUGUGAGUUCUGCUGGGCCAACAUCCACUCCCGCGCUGGACGAGAGUUUCACAAGCCCCUGGUCAAAGAAGGCGCCGACCGCCCACGCCAGAUCCACUUCCGCUGGAACUAGAGAUGUGACCACAGCCAUGGUGACACAGUUAGAGGGAAGGGAAAUGAAACACUGUCUAACAGGAAAAAGAGCAUCGCUCUGCCUCUCCUGCUUUCCUAACUAUCAGUAUAAUCGUGUACGUAACACUAAACAGUAUAUACUAUAUAUAUCUAUAUAUCUUUUGUAGCAGCCAAACACCACAAGCCUCAGUUUUUCACCAAAACCCCCCUCACAUCUCAGGCUCUGACAACUCUACAACUCUUUUGUGGUACUUUCAUCUUUUCUAAGAGGAGAUUUAAAAAGAGAUUGAUUUUUGUAGGUUUUUUUAUUACCAUUAUUUUUGUAUGUGAGAUUUAAAGUAGAUACGGGAAUGUUUUUGCAUGGGGGCAGCUUGUCUGUCUGUUUGUCUGCUGCUAGCCACCCUACAGUGCGUGUAGUGCACACUUGUUUCUGGGAAAACCUCGAUUCUAUAAUGUUGACGCCUGCCCCAGGUCAUUAACCAAAGGUAGCAAAAAUGAUAGGAAACAUUAAAAAUUGACACAUUUCUGCCGCGAAACAAAGUUGUUUUUUUUAAUGUUGCCAUGGACUCUUUUAUCUUGUUAGAGAGUUUAUUACAAAUUCUGCGCUCAUACUGACAAUAGAGUAAUUACCUCAAAAUCCAAAAUCUGGUUUAUGCUAACUGUAUUAAACAAUUACAUUUAUACGUAACAAGCUAUUUUAGAAGCUUUGCUGCUAUAUAUACAUAUAUAUGAAUAGAUGUGUAGGAAUUAUAUUUAAUGCCAUUAAUAAACCAGAAUCAUGUCAAAUGAAAUGCAGUAUGCACUCAACCACUAAUGGCCCCCAUUGCCAUGGAAAGUGCAUGUUUUGACAAUAGGCUUAGAUACACAAAAAGCAUGCAGGUUAGAUGUGAUUUUAAAAAAACACUGCAAAAAUAAAAAUAAAAAACAAAAAACAAACCACUGAAACAAUAAUUAAAGACAUUUAAUUCUUUAGUGAGUAGCAUGACCAUCUAUUACAGAUGUUUAGAGGGAAAGAAAAAAAUUUGACAGAUUUAAAUAUUAAAACUAUUUAAACUUGCAUGCAUUGAUGUUUAUCUGUUGUUUGAUCCAUUUACAUACUAAACAAUACAAAAAGUGAUAUUGGUUCUACUGUAGACUUAGUGGAUGCCAUCAAUUUUUGAAGUGGUGGCUUGUAUGGCAAAAAAAAUAUAUCCUGUUGAGAAGCAGAGUGGUGUUCAGUGGUUUGUGUUUGUGUCGUCCCUGUGCUGUGUGAGUCCUGUUAUUGUAGACUGAGGCUCUAGUUUAGUUACCAACAGAUUACCUAGAGGAGAAAGAAAACAUCUGAUGACUCUGCCUUCAACCUUCCUGUAACGUAUCCCUGUAUGUUUCCAAAGGUUAAUCUGAUUUUGCAUCGUCCCUGGCAGACCAAAUGCAAAACUAAAGACUUGAUCAGCUCAGAGAGCAGCCUGAGUGAUGUUUAGGCCGUGGGUCGCCCUUUUAUUGAACAUAAAGCGACGCAUCUCCUCGUCGAGCCCGAGGAUGAUGAUGCUUGGUCUGUUGGCAUGCUUAAGAUAAAUGUUUUGUUUUCUUUUUCUGGUCUGAUUUACACCUUGAAAUACUCUUUAAAAACUAUUUUGGGACAAUCUUUAUGUGAGGACUGGCACUCCUGCCGUCCUUUUUGGUACUGUACCCGUGUGUCGCUCUUGUGUCGUUGUGGUUUUGUGUUCCACACCCUGGUGUAUCAGUGUUCAGGCGUCAAGUGUAUACUGUUACAAAACCUUAAUGAAACUGAGACUUAAGGUUGAUUUACUUAUAGCCGGCUACUAUAAUUUAACUUGUUUGUGUGAACUACUUACCUGUCACUGGCCCUUCGAUAUCCCUAGUUUUUAUAAUAUAUAUUAUGCACUACUUUUCUAUAUCCCACUCGUUUUUCUUCUUCUUCACCCCCUAAGUGAUUUCAGUAAUGUGGAUUCUCAGAAACUUCCACCUAUUUAUAAUUCUACAGAUGCUUUAUAAAGUUUUAUUUUUUCAUGAUUACUUGUGUAGGAUGUAGCGUGAAGCAGUGGUCUUAAGUUAUCUGUGUUCUGUAAGAGUAGAGCAGGAAUACAAUAUUUUCUAAUAUAUUCUAAUGUAGUCUGGAUGUUGAGGACUGGGAGUCAGCACCGUGUUAAACAACUGACUUUACAAUAACCAGAUGUGAGUUAGCGAAGGCUCCCGUCGUCCCAGUGGCUUUAGUUCUCAUGGUGUCAGAUGAUAACAUGUUUGAAUAUCGUCACCUGUAACACUUGACUCGUGCUGUUUUGUGAGGUUCUAUUUUCUAUGUUGAACACUGUUACUUUGUUCUGUACGUGUCUUUGUUUUUGUAAAAAUCAUAUUUAUUUCACUAUUUUUGUAGACAAAAAAAAAACUACUUGAUUUUGAUUGUAUUUUUCUAUUUAAAUAUUAUACGAUUUAUUUCCCCCCCCCCGCCCUUGUGCUAAUUAUGUCAGAAACCCAAGUUCCGUUCAAAGACAAAGAAUCACGUCAUUAGUAGCAACAUCAGAGUUUUUGAUAUACAGUCGAACUGAUUCUUAUUUUCAUACACAUUACACAUUUAAUUUGAAGGAAGGAAACAUGAAGGUUUUAUUAUUUUCUUGGAAGACACUUGAGAUUCUCCCCUGUUGCAUCGAGGCCUCGACUGCCUGUCCUCGUAGAUGCUCUGAAACUUGAAUAUAACACAUUUUGAAAGGCUGACUAACCUCGAAUCUGUGUUGUGAUGUGCAAUACUGUUUCUAAUGUUUGUAUAAAAGUAAGAAUUACAGUGUAAACCUUUUUAAUGCAGAUUUAUUUUUUUCAUUGCAUAUUUUGCAGAUUUCUGAUCCACAGUGUCAUUUUUUACUGUCAGAAAAUAAACCCCGUUUUUUCAUUGCAACUAUUUUUAAAUCCAGAUAUCUUUGUACUGAUGUAAAUGAUUGUAGUUAUUUUGGAUAGUGUUUUGCUAACAAAAGGAAAGACUUUUUCAUGCAUAUUUCUAUUUCUUUUCAUCUUGUUUUAUCCCACAUUUUUAUUUCAUUUAUUAGUAGCAGAAUUCUUGGAAUAAUUUUUCAGUUUAAAUGUCAUUGGUAUUAUUUUGUAUUUUUAUGUGGAAAUACACUAUAUGUAAUUUUAAGAUGCUAACUGCUAAUAUAUUAUUUUGAGUUUAAUUAUUUUUAAAGCUAAAUAUUUGUAAUUUUAUUGUUAAAUUGACUAAUUUCUAAAUCAGAGUUUGUGUAUAAAUUCACAAAAGUGGUUUAUGGGGUGUUUGGAUUGUAAUUAUUAUUAAUGAAUGGUUCUUUGAUAUGCAAAAUGAAUAUCAUGUUUAUUUUUAUUUUUGUUGGUUUUGUAUUUAAAUGGGGUGUUGAUUUCAAUCUUUUUUUCUUUCACUUCCUGAAUAAAGACCCAUUUUGUUUGGACACAA
This is a messenger RNA of Sphaeramia orbicularis (orbiculate cardinalfish), 6111 nucleotides long. It is a transcript of the gene cpeb2, whose product is annotated as cytoplasmic polyadenylation element binding protein 2. Gene Ontology annotation, molecular function: ribosome binding; mRNA 3'-UTR binding; translation factor activity, RNA binding. Gene Ontology annotation, cellular component: synapse; cytoplasm; neuron projection. The coding region runs from base 454 to 2697 and encodes 747 amino acids. The record is from RefSeq and is a predicted model, not a curated record. NCBI's taxonomy places the organism in Eukaryota, Metazoa, Chordata, Actinopteri, Kurtiformes, Apogonidae. Gene Ontology annotation, biological process: negative regulation of cytoplasmic translation. The transcript is spliced from 11 exons.